UUGGAGAAGAGUAAGAGAAAGAAUGAGGGAGGGAUUUGUUAGUCACAUAUACUUGAUAAGUCUGUAUUAUGAGGGGUGACAAGGAUUUUCACUUUGUCUAGAUGGGGUGAAGAGCCUGCUUUACUGGAACUCUGAGCUUACUGGGUAUAAAUAAAGAAAGUGAAAUGGUAUAGACAGAAUAAAUGAAAUGACAGCACAGGAAACACCAUUCAACUAAGUUUGCCGUUACUGUAACAGCAUUAAGAUUAUAGGUCUUACUUAUAGGAGAGGCAUAAAAGUAAGUUUACAGAGGAGCCUGGAAACAUCUGGAGAUGAGGGGCAUGAUGUGGAUUUGUGCUGUGAUUCUCCUUUUGGUGUCUGAAGCUUGGAGCACGAAGCCAGGAACUAAUCAUAGCACCUAUGGGAACACCAGCACUUCUUCUCCUAAAGUUUAUGCUGCCAGACAUUUAACUUUCAACAAGGGGAGUGAUGCUGCCCUGACUUGCAGCAAUAAGACAUGGGAUAAGAUGAUAUAUGUUAUCUGGAAUAUAUACUUGAAAACCAAAACGUGUAAGAUAGGCUUUGAAAAUGCCGGCCAUAUCAAAGACAACUGCACAGAUGGCAAGUCACUCCAAAACACAUCCAGCUUUCAGUCAUACCUGCGCAUCCCAAACUUCUCAGGAAAUGAUGUGGGAGUCUACAAGUGUGAGUCCGUUUACAGUGGAGGAAGCGAAAGCUAUGAGCUCAACGUGACUAUUACAGUUCCUCCCAGUGUAUCAUCCUGGUUAGAGCAAAGGGACAGUAAAAUGGUGGCUGUAUGCAAAGCUGAAAGAGGAAAACCUGCUGCCAACAUCAGCUGGAAUCAUCCGGAAAAGCCAUCUAAUGUGGUAAAAAAUGAAACAGGUGGAUUUAUUACUGUAGAAAGUCAUCUGGAGCUCCCUGAGGGCAUGGACACAAGGAACCUGAGCUGUGCUAUUGGGCACCAGUACUGGGAACAGGACAAGAUUCUGAGACCAAAACCCAAACAAGGUUACAUGUAUGAGCUGUUCAUACCCAUUGUCGUGGUACUUGUUAUAUCUUUACUGGGAAUCCUAUAUUUUGCAAUAAAGAAACUAUUAAUGUUAAGGCAAUGCCAGCAGGCAGGCAACUCACCAUCCAAGUCUCAGCAAAGUUACCCGACCGAGGAUGUGGAGGAAGUCGAGCCCUAUGCCAGCUAUGUUCAACGUGUGAACUGUAUCUAUAACUGAACUGCAGAUUAUUCACAUAAAAGCCCUGCACAUGCGUCAUGCACAUGCUUAAAUUCAUAUGGCUCUGUGUGAGAAACUGAAGGUUGUGAAACUGAAAAGUGAUGAAGUAGUAAAUAGAGAGGAGUGAGAAGAAAGGCUUUCGAAAAGAGAAGACUCUCAAUUCUGUCCUAGCAGGCUGAUGGAACAGGGGAUGUACCCAGUGUCUCCUACUAACUCCUAUGCACAAUACUCCAUGUGUGGGUCUCAUGGAGGACAUUAUUACAGUAAUAACUACUCAUGCAUUGUGGCAUGCCAACACUGCAGAACUACAGACUUUUGAUACUGUUAAUGAAACACAAGGCUGUAAUUAGGUGUAAUUAUGCAUAUUUAUACGUUAACUGUAAAGAGAUUAUUGCCUUUUGAUAGGUUUUUGCCGCAGUCGUGCAGCAAAAACACAUGUAAUUCAAUAGCCUCAAGAUAAUGAGCACAAUAAUAUGUAAUGUUUCCAUGUUAUGUGUUAUUGCAUAAUGAUGUGAUUGUG
Molecule: messenger RNA, 1746 nt
Organism: Monopterus albus (swamp eel)
Lineage: Eukaryota; Metazoa; Chordata; Actinopteri; Synbranchiformes; Synbranchidae
Product: cell surface glycoprotein CD200 receptor 1-A
Exons: 7
Coding region: 312-1226 (304 amino acids)
Biological process (GO): regulation of neuroinflammatory response
Molecular function (GO): signaling receptor activity
Source: RefSeq, a predicted model, not a curated record